ACAGCCAAGCUGAGAUUAACAAACCAAAAACUCUCUCUCUCCUUCACUUCACACCCCUCCCAUUCCAAGCUCAAAACAGAGUAGCUGAAAGCGAGCAGAGAAGUGCAGAGCAAACGGAGGCAGAGCUUAAGAUCCUUGUCAUUCGCAGAUGUAUCUAAAAUUCAAAAACUUUGAAGCUCUCUUCGAAUCCCGAUAAUCCUUCUGAGUUCUUUCGCAGUUAGUUUUCGUUUUGACCAGCCGGCCCUUCUUUCUUUAGCUUCAUAUGGAAUCAUAUCAGAAGCAGACGAAACAUCGAUGCAAGAUUUGCAGAAAGAUCUUUUCUAGUGGCAGAUCACUUGGUGGCCACAUGAGGUUCCAUAUCCAUUCCUUGUCCUCCGGUGCGCAGGAGAAGGAGAAGCUCGAGGAAAGCAGAGAUCAAGAGGGUUUGGGAUUUGGGUAUGCUUUUAGGAAGAAUCUAAAGCAGACGUUUAGGCUCUCUGAUUUUGUUGGCGAAGAUCUUGCACGCUCUUCGAAGCGGUGCAGGGAAUGCGGCAAAGAAUUCCCUUCUUGGAAAUCUCUUUUUGGUCAUAUGCGAUGCCACUCUGAAAAGACUAGCAAUUCUCGAAGCUUUGAGGAAGAAGGUUCUUGGGUCCAGGAGAAGAAUUCUCAUGAGAGUUUCUCCAAGGAAAAUGAGUCGGUGCCGAGGAGGAAGUGCGGGUCGAAGCAGGCUUCUCCGGCUUCGAUGGCCGGUUGCGAGCCCGAGGAACAGGCUGGUGCCAUCAUUCUCAUGAUGCUUUCCCGAGACAUCGGCAGUUGCUCCGAUAAGAUAUCGGAGGAAGACUCCGGUGACGAUUUAAAGCGGAGGCUGAUUCUGAAUUCUCUUGUACUGGAGAAGAAGGGAGCAAUGGCUCUCGGAGGCCACCGUGCCAGCCAUAAGAGGAUUAGAAUCUGCUGCAGGGAAAGCCCCAGCUUUGACACUGAAGCCUCGAUCAAAAACCUUGGGCUGGCAUAUCAGAAGAGCAGAAUCCAUGAAUGUGACUUUUGUGGUAAGACUUUCUUAUCGGGCCAGGCGUUGGGUGGGCACAAGAGGUCUCAUUUAGUCUCGAAUAUUGGAAGCGAAGUAGGCGGAGUUGGUACUAAGAAAUUCGUGGUCCAGCAGUUUUCUGAGACGCUUGGUCUCAAUCUUCAAAAGAUCGAGCAAUUUGAAGGCUUUUGGGCCGAGGCGAGUACUAAGCAUUAGCAGCAUCUGACGAUCUAAAUCUCAAAACAAUGAAGAAAAACUGAAGAUGCAAUUGUGUACAGAUUCUGCAUUUCUGUUUCUAGAGUUUCUAUUUCAUUAAUUCAACUUUUCGUUUUGCUGCAAAUAAAAACUUGUGAGCUUUUCUGCUUUCUGUGUCACCAAUGAUUCAACUUUCUUGCUUGAUUUUGUUUGCUCUAAUGAUUACAGAAAGCGUCCU
Phalaenopsis equestris is the source of this 1436-nucleotide messenger RNA. RefSeq names its product zinc finger protein ZAT9-like. The record is from RefSeq and is a predicted model, not a curated record. NCBI's taxonomy places the organism in Eukaryota, Viridiplantae, Streptophyta, Magnoliopsida, Asparagales, Orchidaceae. The transcript is spliced from 2 exons. Bases 263 to 1219 code for a protein of 318 amino acids.